Molecule: messenger RNA, 2151 nt
Organism: Lasiodiplodia theobromae
Lineage: Eukaryota; Fungi; Ascomycota; Dothideomycetes; Botryosphaeriales; Botryosphaeriaceae
Product: EIF4-gamma/eIF5/eIF2-epsilon
Exons: 5
Coding region: 1-2151 (716 amino acids)
Biological process (GO): biosynthetic process
Cellular component (GO): eukaryotic translation initiation factor 2B complex
Molecular function (GO): translation initiation factor binding; guanyl-nucleotide exchange factor activity; translation initiation factor activity
Source: RefSeq, a predicted model, not a curated record
AUGGGACCCAAGGCGAAGAAAGGCGCUUCCAAUGACCGGCAGCGGUCCGCGGAGGAAGAGGUCGAGGAUCCUCUUCAGGCUGUGAUACUCGCUGAUCCGUUCGAGACGCGCUUUAACCCCUUCACCCUCGAACGACCCCGGUGUCUUCUCCCUCUCGCGAACACCCCGCUCAUCGAGUACACCUUCGAAUUUCUCGCAAAUGCUGGCGUCGAAGAGGUCUUUGUGUGCUGCGGCGCCCACACCGACCUCGUCGAAGAGUACAUUCAGAAUUCGAAAUGGUAUUCGCCCUCGUCGCCCUUCUCGAAGGUCGAGCUCGUGCGGUCAGCCUCCCACACGAUCGGCGAUGCCAUGCGUGACCUCGACCACCGCGGAUUCCUUGUGGGAGAUUUCCUCAUAGUGUACGGCGACGUCAUCAGCAACCUGCCGCUCGAAGCGGCGCUCGCAGCGCACAGGGCGCGGCGGGCAAAGGACAAGAACGCAAUCAUGACCAUGGUCUUGAGGGAAGCGGGUGCAGUCCACCGCACCAAGGCGCAGGAAUCGCGGCCUGUUUUCGUCAUCGACCCGACCAAGGAUCGCUGCUUGCACUUUGAGCAAAUGCACUCCAGAGAACAUUCGGAAAAGCAUUUCGUCAGCAUCGCCCCGGACUUACUCGCCGAAAACACGGAGCUCGAGGUCCGCAACGACCUGAUCGACUGCGGCAUCGACAUUUGCACUCCGGACGUCCUCGCGCUGUGGAGCGACAACUUCGAUUUCCAAGCCCCACGGAGGGGUUUCCUGCACAGCGUGCUGAAAGACUACGAGCUGAACGGCAAGACGAUCCACACCCACAUCGUGGACGAUCACUACGCAGCGCGCGUGCGGAAUCUCCACGCGUACGAUUCGGUGAGCCAGGACGUCAUCUCCCGGUGGGCGUAUCCGCUCUGCCCGGACAGCAACCUCCUCCGCGGCCAGACGUACCGGUUUCAAAAGGGCAACAUCUACAAGGAGGACGGCGUCAUCCUGGCACGGUCAUGCGUGAUCAAUCGCGGCACGGUCAUCGGCAAGGACAGCAGCAUCGGGGACGGCAGCGUCGUGUCGAACAGCAUCAUCGGCCGCAUGUGCUACAUCGGAAGGAACGUCACCAUCGAAGGGGCGUACAUCUGGGACAACGCGGUGAUUGGUGACGACACCGUCAUCAGGAAGGCCGUCAUUGCCAACGAGGCGAGCAUCGGCAAAAAGUGCACAGUCGAACCUGGGGCUCUCAUCUCGUACGGCGUGCGGAUAGCGGACGGUAUCACCGUCGACGGGUCGAGCAGGAUCACGCGCGCGAAGAGGAAGAGGGAAGAAGGCGAGGACGUCGAGAGGGCGGCGCCGGACCCCAAGGUCGUCGGCGAAAAGGGCGACGGCAUCGAAUAUGUCGACCCGGACGAGGACGACGUAGACGAGAUCGUCGAAGGCCUCGUGCCGAAGAAGUCGAUCUACAAUCUUGCGCACCUCUCUUUGUCCGCUGAGUCGAUCUCUACGCUCAAUUCCGAGUCGGACAUCUCCGGUGAUGGCCUGCACCACGACAGGUCGAGAGCAGGAAGCUUCGUCUCGAUCAAUUCCGACGCGUCGAGCCACCACGCUGCCAACUUCGACCACGAAGCGGUCGACAGCAUGCUCGACUCGUUCCGAAAGGGCGACGAUUCGGCAAACAUUCAGCUGGAGCUGGCGUCUCUGCGCAUGACUACCAACGCGUCGGAGCACCAGGUGCGGCGCGCCCUCGUCAUAGCGCUGGUGCGCCGCAUUUCCGAGGUUGUCCAAUCCGGACAGGGCAUCAAGCAGGCUACAGAACAGGUGCUCAGCCCGCACCAAAGUCUCAUCGCCCGGACAAUGUUCGACAAGGACGCAUCGAGCAAAGUCGACCAGAUCGACUUCCUACUGCUGCUGCAGGCGGACCUGGCACCUCGCAACGAGGGAGACAGCAUGCUGCUCCACAUAUCGAUGAAGCUAUACGAAAUGGACGUGUUGGAAGACGAGGCGUUUGAGCAGUGGUGGUCGGACCCCAAAUCCAGCGAGAACGAGGGUCUACAGAAGGUCAGAGGCAAGACGCAGCAGUUUAUCGAUUUCCUAGCACAGUCGGACGAGGAGAGCAGCGAGGAGGAGGACGACGACGAGGAGGACGACGAGUAG